AUGUCGUUAGCACACGUGGAACCCAUGAGUGAAGUUGUUACUUCUAAAGAGCCAGGACCUAUUGGCCUUGUCCCGAGCUCGGAGGCGAGUCACACAUACGAUUUGGACGCUUGGAUAUCGCAGUUGCUUUCGGAGAACUCGCGGCCCCUGAGUGAGGAACAAGUCAAGUGGUUGUGCGACCGAGCGCGAGAGAUUUUUGUCGAAGAAUCGAAUGUUCAGCUGGUAACCUGCCCAGUCACUGUUUGUGGGGAUAUUCAUGGACAGUUUCACGACCUGCUGGAGCUGUUCAAAAUCGGGGGCAAGUGCCCCGACACCAACUACUUGUUCAUGGGCGACUACGUUGACCGCGGCUAUUACUCAGUCGAGACCGUAACAGCGCUCAUAUGUCUCAAAUUGCGGUACCCGCAGAGGGUGACUAUACUGCGCGGAAACCAUGAGUCGCGACAGAUCACGCAGGUUUACGGCUUCUACGACGAGUGUCUGCGAAAGUACGGGAACGCAAACGUCUGGAAAUACUUCACGGACUUGUUCGAUUACAUGCCGCUCACCGCUAUUAUUGAAAAUCAAAUAUUCUGCUUGCAUGGUGGUCUAUCGCCGUCGAUUGACACACUCGAUCAGAUUCGGAGUCUCGAUCGUAUGCAGGAGGUUCCGCACGAGGGCCCCAUGUGUGACCUGUUGUGGUCGGAUCCCGACGAUCGCUGUGGUUGGGGCAUCAGCCCCCGCGGCGCCGGUUAUACCUUUGGCCAAGAUAUUUCCGAGCAAUUUAACAGAACGAAUGGGUUGAGCCUCAUUGCGCGGGCGCACCAGCUGGUCAUGGAAGGCUACAACUGGUGCCACGAUCGCAAUGUCGUCACGAUAUUUAGUGCACCCAACUACUGCUAUCGGUGCGGAAAUCAGGCCGCCAUCAUGGAGCUUGACGAAAAUGAGAAGUAUACGUUCUUGCAAUUCGAUCCAGCACCGCGACGUGGCGAGCCGCACGUAACCCGGCGUACUCCCGACUACUUUCUGUGA
Messenger RNA from Cyanidioschyzon merolae strain 10D, 1011 nucleotides. Its product is annotated as protein phosphatase 2a. The transcript has a single exon. Gene Ontology annotation, biological process: peptidyl-serine dephosphorylation; mitotic cell cycle. The record is from RefSeq and is a predicted model, not a curated record. The coding region runs from base 1 to 1011 and encodes 336 amino acids. Gene Ontology annotation, molecular function: protein serine/threonine phosphatase activity. Lineage: Eukaryota; Rhodophyta; Bangiophyceae; Cyanidiales; Cyanidiaceae. Gene Ontology annotation, cellular component: cytosol.